This is a messenger RNA of Morone saxatilis (striped sea-bass), 5521 nucleotides long. RefSeq names its product bone morphogenetic protein/retinoic acid inducible neural-specific 2 (gene brinp2). The record is from RefSeq and is a predicted model, not a curated record. Gene Ontology annotation, biological process: negative regulation of mitotic cell cycle; positive regulation of neuron differentiation. NCBI's taxonomy places the organism in Eukaryota, Metazoa, Chordata, Actinopteri, Moronidae.
GGAGUUCAGCCACUGGAAGGUGAACAGCCUGGCGACAGAGAAGAGAGAUUUCCUCAAAGCUCCGUUGCCCUUAGCGCCAGAGUUCCUACGCAACCUGCGGUUACUGGGGCGACGGCCGACCCUGCAGCAAAUCAACGAAAACCUCAUCAAGAAGUACGGGACCCACUUCCUAGUUUCUGCUACCCUGGGAGGAGAGGAGUCUUUGACCAUUUUCCUGGACAAGCAGAAGCUGAAUAAGAAGUCAGAGGGUAACAGCAACAGCUCAGUGGUGUCUCUGGAGCUGCUCCAUCAGCUGGCCGCUUCCUACUUCACGGAUCGAGAGAGCACCCUGAGGCGACUGCACCACCUCCAGAUCGCCACCUCUGCUAUCAAGGUAACAGAAACAAGGACGGGACCUCUCGGCUGCAGUAACUACGACAGCUUGGAUUCAGUUAGCUCGGUGUUGGUGCACAGCCCGGAAAAUAAGAUCCACCUAAAGGGCUUGCAAGAUGUCCUGCCAGAGUUCCUGCGUGGGCGUUUUGUGGAGGCAGCCCUCAGCUAUGUGGCGUGCAACUCGGAGGGCGAGUUGCUCUGCCGCAACAACGACUGCUGGUGCCGGUGCUCAGCCCGCUUCCCAGAAUGCAACUGUCCCUUCGCUGACAUCAAGGUCAUGGAGGAGAACCUGGAGAAGAGCAAAGAGGGCUGGAGCAGCUUCAACCAAGAGUUCAUGGAAUCAGAUGAAUUCAAAGCCUUCCUGAAGCGCUUGCCCGCUGACCGGUUCUUGAAUGUGUCCAUGAUCGCCAAGUUUUGGUCGGCUGACUUGUCCCUCCAAAAGCGCUACGCCCAGAUGGAGUCCAGCACUGCCCUGGUCCUGGGCAAAGCCCAGAAGAUCGUCAGGAAGCUGUUCACCCUGAGCAAACGCUGCCCCAAACAGCCUCGCAUCAGUCUGCCCCGAGAGAGGCCUGUUGGGUUUUGGUUGAGCAAGGCCCAGUCUCUGCUCUACUGCAAUGAGCAUGGAGUGCUAGGCUCAUUCUCAGAAGAGGUGAGGAGCUGUAUCUGUCCUGUGGAGCAGCCCACCUGCCAGGGAGUCAUUCCCUGCAUUGUGGGCACCUCAUCCACCUCCUGCUCCUCUUGUGCCACUGACAACGCAACCCGCUGCGGAGCCUGCCACCAUGGCAACCUUCUGCAUCUUGGAUCCUGCCGGCCAAGCAUUGCUGCAUCCCUGGACCACUAUCUGAACUUGGACUUGGACAUGCCUGAUGCUGAGGUGAAGUACCUGCUUCAGCGACUGGACAGCAGAAUAGAGGUCCACGCCAUCUACAUCAGCAACGACGUCCGCCUGGGAAGUUGGUUCAAUCCUGCCUGGAGAAAGAGGAUGUUGCUGACACUCAAGAGUAACAAAAACAAGUCCAAUCUCAUCCACAUGCUGAUGGGCAUUUCUUUCCAGAUAUGCUCGACUAAGAAUUCAACACUGGAGCCUGUGCCUGCGAUUUAUGUGAAUCCUUUUGGAGGAAGUCACUCCGAAAGCUGGUUCAUGCCGGUUAACCAGCCUGAAUUCCCUGACUGGGAGAGAACUCGACUGGACACUGUCGUCACGGCACAGUGUUACAACUGGACACUGUCUCUGGGCAACAAAUGGAAGUCUUUCUUUGAAACAGUGCACAUCUACCUGCGAAGUCGCAUCGUCACAGAUGAUCCAACAGUGAAUGAGACUCUCUUCUAUGAACCGUUGGACUUGGAUGACCACACGUCAAACCUGGGGUAUAUGAAGAUCAACACACUGAAAGUGUUUGGAUACAGCAUGCACUUUGACCCUGAGGGCAUCAAGGAUCUGAUUCUCCAGCUGGACUACCCCUACACGCAGGGUACACAGGAUGCUGCGUUUCUGAUGUUGUUGGAGAUGAGAGACCGGAUUAACCGGCUGUCUCCACCAGCACCGCAGCCACUUGACCUGUUUUCUUGUCUGUUGCGCCACCGGCUCAAGCUGUCGGCUGGAGAGGUGGCACGCAUCAAGGACUCUCUGCAGAUCUUCAACUCCAAGCUUCCCAAUGCUUCUCCUGAACCUGAGCUGGCCCAGCUGUGCAGCUAGCUAGCUUAGCACACAAGUCAGGUUCAGGAGUGAUACUACACAUAGAAAGUGCUUCAGGGACAGCCCUAGACUUAGUGGAGGAGGUCCUACUACAGUAAACUGGCCUCUGGGACCUAAAUUGUCUGGAUUAAUAGAACAUCCAACUCUAAAGGCUGACUGCUGGGCUUUUCUUACGGCCACUCUUGGCUAGUUUUCUGGUGUCACAUUUUUAUCAUAAAUUGCUACCCAAGUCCUUUGACGAACAAUACGUUGUGGACUUUUGGGAGAACAGCUGAUACUUGGACUUUCUUUCAGAGGCUACUGUACUAGCCUGGAGGCUUACUUUUGCUAUUACUGCCCUGCUUUUGGCAAACUGUUCGACUGGAUGAAGCUAAAAAACUCUUAGACCGACAGGUUUUGUGAUCUGGAACCUUAGAGAGCCGAUGUCACUAAGUAUACUUUAGACCUUUGCCUUGCAAAGAUAAAGGCGAUUUUGAUAUGUAAAGAGGAACUCGUAAGGGGUCUUCAAAAAUGAGUUAAUGGAAGAGGAUUUCCUCUUUUCUAACCCUAUUUUCUUUGGCUACAGAACAAUCUCGUGGGAAGGGAAAAUGGGAUAAUAUUAUAUAUGUGGUGAAUGAGUUGUUAUGUUAUGCUUAACAGUUUAAAAUUUGAUAAUCCUGAACCCUGUUACUGUCUUUGAAUAUUUCUUUUUAAUCCCCUCCAUUUUAUCUGGCAUUUGAAAACUUGUAAGUAUCUAUGCUUAACAUCGGAGUGAGAAGCCUGUUAGUGAUGUUCUGUCCUUGGUGGUGUGUCUAUACCAAAAGAAGGUGAACACAUUGGCAAACUGAAUGGCAAAAUACCUUAAAUGUUGAGUUAUUUUUUUCUCUGAGCUGAAAAUCAUAAAGAAAUCUUCUGAUGUGGUAACAAAAAGGUCUGCGGAUACAGCGCUGUAAAUAAUGCUCCAUCUAACCCCAGGUGUGGACAAGUGCACAUUGCUUUUUAGAUAACCGAGUGCAAAGACCAAAAAAAUGUUUAUAAGAAAACAAACUCAUGCCUUAUAUGGAGAGUCAAUGUUAAGAUAAGAAGCACAUUUAGUUUCUGUGUUUGAUUUCCCAGCGAAGGCUGUAUUGCUUUUUAUAUUUCAAUAUUUCUACCAAGACAGAACAACAGAAACAUUCUCCAGUGGUAAUGUAGCUUUUCCAUGUAAAUGCCAGUCACACUAUUUCUGCAGUUACUUGUUUUGAUUUGGUGUUGUGAAACUUUGAGCCACUAUUCACAGUGCACAACGGUACUUGCAUACUGUAAUUGUUCUGCAAAACCCUUUUCUCUCCACUUAUACAAACUCUCAGUAAGUCAUGGUUGAUUAUAUUUUGGUUUUAAAAAUGUUUUCAAUGGUUUGGUUUAGUCUCAGGUCAAUGAAACAGUUUUUUCCCCCACGUGGGUCCAAUGUCAGAUGCCAGUUACCACGGUGACUGGAGUUACAAGGUUUCUGCAGGCCAGUGAUGAUACUCUCGAGAGCUGAAAACUUACCAGGAUGAUACUUGAUAUGAUUCUACAUUUCCUUCACUAAUUUCUCACUGAAAGUCAGUAAACCUUGUAUGUCAUUUUCAGCAGUUCUUCUGUGCUCAGCUUGCUUAAGUAAAAACAAAGUGGUUUAUCUAUUUGGGAUCCUUUUUCUGCUUUCAACUCUAACUGUAAUAACAUGUGUACUAUGAAAUAACACAUUGAUGAGUAUAUUCUUGACUUGUGAAAACCCAGUCCAGGCACAAGGCCAGUGUGUAUUGUUAUAAUGGAUGUUUCACUAGGGAAAUUCAGCUAAAUGCUCAUUGUAAAAAGUCGAAUCAGUUUCUAACAUGUAGUGAAUUCACUGUUUAUUAAACUUCAAGGUUCAAAUUCAAGUAUAAUUAAGACAUAAUCCCCAAAUCAGCCACUGGUCUCACUUGCAGACUGCUCUGCUGUCACUCAUCUUUCAUUUCCAUACAGCAAUGCACAUUUUUCAGAGAUAUAACUUUAAACUUUAGCAAACAUUGCUAAGCUAACCCUGUCUCCUGAAAAUUAAAUUUGUAUAUUACUUAAUUUUUUUCAUAAUUACAUUGUGGUAACGAUGUAAUAUCUGCCUGGAUUAUGUUCAGACACAAUGUUUGUUUGAGUGAAUAAAACAGUGCAAUUAUGUAACGCGAUGGAGUCACAAGGAGGUGGUUGGCCGUUGACUGUAACACCACAGUCCAGGGUCCAUGCCCACGCUCCUGCAACACAGCACUUUAGUUAAGGUUAGGGAAAGAUCAUGAUUUCACUUAAAUGUUCAUAAAAUCUGAAGUCACUGCUUACUUUUGCAUAGUGCUGUAGUCUCUAGGAGUGGAUAGUAUUGCCUAUUUUGGUUGAAAACAAAUUAACUACAUUUCCUUAUUCUGUUAAUAGAAAACGUAAUUCGGCAUUAUGUUUCCCUCAAAACUUAUUGGCUGUUGCAAAUUAGUUGUAUGAACUUAAUUUCUUGAAGACGGGGCAAAUGCACAUUGUUUCCAAUCCUAUCACAUUUCAAACUUUUCUUUUGCCUCAAGGACAGUACUGAUUACCUGUUUAUUAGGUCUACCUAACUAAAACUAAUGUAGUCAUUUCACAGGCUGUAGUUUGUGGUGCUGUUGAAUUGUGUUUCAUUUUACAGGCCAUAAAGUUGAAUUAACACAUUUCAACAAAUACUGAACUCUCACUAUGAAGAGUAGUUAGACAGUAUGACGCAUGAACAUGGACAGACGUUUUGUGGAUCAGUGGCUUAAAGUUGUUUUUUUAUUUUAAAUGGCACCCAUUUGCACCUGCUCUUAGUGUUGGCACCUUUUACAGAAGUUUAGCUUCAAACAUUAUGGGAGUUUACCAGAAACUUAUAUUGAACAAGAACUGUUUUGUCUUAAGCUCAGUGUUGACUGAGACUCAUCCACCUUUUACUGUAGAUCUUCUUGAUCUUGACUCUUGACUGAAACUGCUCUGAUUUGGACUCAUCUCAGACGAAACUUAAGUGGUCCUGACUAUGGCAGAUCUCUAGAUAUGUUUGUGGUUUGCUCACUUUGUCACUGAAUUGAAAACAAACUUUUUUGUUGCUAUUUUUAUGCCCACUUUUCAAAAGCAUAUUCCAAGCAUAACUGACCUUAAUGGACCAGUGUGUAGGAUUGAAGGGCAUCUAGCGGUGAAGUUGCAGAUUGCCAACAUAUGAAUACUACUUGACCUUCCAGGCGUGUAGGAGAAACUUUGGUGGCGACAAACCCCGUGAAAAAUGCAGAAAGCCCUAUCUAGAGCCAGUUUUUAGUUUGUCCUUUCUGGGCUUCUGUAGAAACAUUGUAGCUCAAGAUGGCCACCUCCCUGGAAGAGGACCUGCUUUCUCUGUAGAUUAAUCUCACAUCUCACUCUAAGGUUAGGGAAAUACAACAAUUAUAUAUAUAUUGAGGUGAUUAUACACGAAUAAAAACAUACUUAUGAAUAUUA